This is a messenger RNA of Cicer arietinum (chickpea), 1028 nucleotides long. RefSeq lists its product as uncharacterized. The record is from RefSeq and is a predicted model, not a curated record. NCBI's taxonomy places the organism in Eukaryota, Viridiplantae, Streptophyta, Magnoliopsida, Fabales, Fabaceae.
GCCCAUUCACCAGUCCACCCGAAAUGCAAUUUGGUAUCAUUGCACAGACAAAGAGUGAAGUGAAGAAGACGAAUACAGUACACAACUCAAUCAAGGCUAGAAUAUACCAUAGAAAAAAAAUAGAGUUGUGAGAAAUUAGGGUUUAGAAAUGUUUGGAACUGCGAUUAGAAAUGUAGCGAAGAAGCUGAAGCCGAAGAUGGGAGCUGUAACGCUUACAACGCCGCCGGAACAGCGACAAACAAUAACAAGGGCUCUAUUUGAUAUCGUUAAGGAGCAUGGUCCAAUCACCGUUGGUAACACAUGGGAACGUGUCAAGGAAGUUGGAUUGAAAGAUUUGACGAGCAAGAAUCACAUGAAAGUAGUUUUGAGAUGGAUGAGAGAGAGACAGAAGCUUCGUCUUGUUUGCAACCAUGUAGGAGCUCAUAAACAGUUCCUCUAUACCACCUGGUUCACCAAACCAGGUACUGCUCAGACUACAACUACGACAACAACAACAACAACAACAACGAGAAGCAUUCCUUCAAAGAAAAAGCCAACAAGAUCUUGAAACUUUUACGAUCAAUAGCCAAGACUCAGGAGGAUGAACCAGCUGUUUUGUGCAAAAUGGGAAGAAUAAUGGAAGACUAUUAGUAUAAUUUUAGUGUCACAUAGUGAGGAAUCUGAAUAUUGGGCCACAUGGUUGGUUGAGUUAAAUUUGUUCUUCCUGAUUGUGUUGCUUCUGUUCCUAUGUUCUUCAUUAAUGCAAACUGGUAGAUUACUACUAGCACUACGUAUUGGUGCCUUGGCAAUUGUUUUCUCUCAGUGUUAGCAUUAGGUAUUGGCAUAUCCUCUGCCUAGUCAUUUCAGAAUAAGAAUGGCAAGUUUGGAACCUUCAGUUUCAAAGUUGUUCAAAUAUCUUCUUUGAGACAUAACACAUGUUUCAAAAUUUGGCCAGGUUUAGCUAAUUACGGCCCUCCAAAACCAAACUUGUAAACAAAUUAUUGACUUGGUAUUGAUGUUCAAAUGAUAAUUUGCGAUCAAUUGUGUAA